Moesziomyces aphidis is the source of this 1767-nucleotide messenger RNA. The record is from the annotation of a GenBank genome assembly. NCBI's taxonomy places the organism in Eukaryota, Fungi, Basidiomycota, Ustilaginomycetes, Ustilaginales, Ustilaginaceae.
AUGUUUGCAGCCAAGAACCCCUUCGAGGACAUCGUCGCAAACGCAACCUCGGACGAGCUCACCGCAGAGAAUUGGGAGCUCAACCUCGAAGUAUGCGACAAGGUCUCGUCCGGCGGCGAGACAGCAGCGCGCAACUGCAUCGCUGCUAUCCAGAAGCGACUCGUGCAUCGAAACGCAAACGUCCAGCUCUACUCGCUCACUCUCGCCGAUGCCGUCGCCAAAAACUGCAGCCUGACCGCACACCAGGAACUCGCAAGUCGCUCCUUCACACAGACGCUCGCACGCACCUGCUUGGAUCGCAACACCCACGCAGCCGUCAAGAAGCGAUGCUAUGCCCUCGUAAAGGAGUGGGCAGGCGAGUUCGACGACGAGAGCCUCGGCCUCAUGAAGGAGACCUACAACUCCCUCAAGUCCCAGGACGCAGUCCAAGAAGAAGACUCGGCUCCCAAGCCUCCCAAAGAGCCAACCUCGGAGCAGCUCCGAGCAGAGGAUGAAGAGCUCAGAAGGGCCCUCGAACUAUCCAUCCAGGAUCAGGGCGGUCGCCAGGCCUGGUCCGCCUACAACUCGCAGCAGCCCGAGGCGUCCGGCUCCUCCGCCACAGCCGCUUCCAGCUCCGCCAUUCAGCAGCAGCAGCAGCAGCAGCAACCACCUGCCCAAUCUACCGCGCCCUCUUCUCAUCCCCAGCCAAGCCAGCUCAACGUCGCUACGCAGCCAAACCAAUCCACCGCCGCGCCGCCCACGCCUGCCGGUGCAUCCCGCGUACGUGCCUUGUACGACUUCGCUCCCACCGAGCCUGGUGAGCUCGCCUUCUCCCGCGGCGAAAUCAUUCGUGUCUUGGACAGCGUCUACGAGCACUGGUGGAGGGGUGAGGUUCGCGGCGAGACCGGCAUCUUCCCCGUCAACUACGUCGAGGUCCUCCCCGACCCUUCUCCCGCCGAGCUCCAGAGGGAGGCAGAGAUGGAGGCGCGAAUCUUCUCUCAAGCUGCCGACAUUGACAGGCUGCUCAACAAGCUUCGCAGCAUCGACCCCGCUCGCGACAAUCUCGCAGAAGACGAGGAGCUCCAAGAACUCUACCAAAAGUCCCUCGCCAUGCGUCCCAAGAUCGUCAAGCUCAUCGACCGCUACUCCAACAAGAUCACCGAACUCAAGGCCAUGAACGACAAGUUUGUGCGCGCAAGAGGCUCCUUUGACGACAUGAUGGAGCAGAGCCUCUCGCGCUACAACCCCGCCGGCCAGUCCAGCCAGGACUACCUCCGCCCGCGCCCAGACCUCCAACAACACCCCUCGGCCUCCUCGGCCGACUAUGCCAACCAAAACGGCUGGGCCUCCGCACAGGCCUACUCUCCUCAUCCCGCCAUGCCCGCCUCCAACACGCACGACCAGAGCCAGUACCCCUACCACACUCAGCCACCAAACGCUUAUCCUCAGUCCUCGUCUGCCAGGCCAGCAGACGCUGGCUACGCUCCCACGACGCACGCCUCCCCGCAUCCACAGCAGCAGCCCGCUUCCGCCUACCAGUCCAUGCACCAUGACCAGCAGUACUCCUCGGUUCCCCAAGACGACGAGAAGCGCAGGCUCUUUGAAAGGGCGCGCGCCGAAAGCGAGGCCUUUCAACAACAGCACUUCCAGGGCGCAAGUCAGCCGUCCGGAAGUAGUUACGCUGGCGCAUAUCCCUCGCAGCCAGAUCCGUCCGCCCUCAAUCAGCAGUUGGGCAACAUGAACAUCGGAAGCUCCAGUGGCUAUCCUUCCCAGCCCAUCGGUCAUUGA